AGCUUAAACAACUCUGAUGCUCAAAACAUUUUACCAUCAAGAGUACUUAAAGAUGUUUUCCAUCUCAUGGAUAUGAUCCCGAUUCAAAAAACGCAUGGAUUUUCCAAAGAAUUCUCAAGAAAGUUUAGAGAUGUCUUGUUUGUAAAUGACCCGGAAGAUGAAAGACUUGUGACGGAAUACUUGAAAACUAGAAACAUAUCUCUAGAAAAAAUGAUGGUGAAAAAUUCCGACUGGGUGCUCAAGAGAGUUAGACGAUAUGUCCCCAGUCCAUCCGAGCUAUACCCUGUCGUGAAAAAGCUUUUUGAGGUGUAUGGAAAUGCCAUUUGUUCUGUCUCUGGAAACAAGCUUUUUGACAAAAAGGCUUGGAAGGUGUCAAACAUGGUACUUGAAGCCAUUCGACUUGGGCAUGUCUCGGAUCCUCCUGGUGUCUCUUGGUACUAUCGAAUGAGCAAAGAUCAAAAUGGUCUUCAGGUGUACAGAUGCGUGAGAGGCACAAAUUCUGUUGAAGGAGGUGUCCAUCAGAAUAUCAUCCGAAAAUUCUCGUCCUUCAAUGCCAGUCCCGCUCUUACCGACUGUGUCUUAGCAGAUUACCGUCUCCGUCACAACAUAACAGUUGGGUCAAAAAACAGAUACGGCGUUAUUCACAAGACCCAUUUCUCGCCUUGGAUCAACCAAGCGAUUAAUUUUCUCAGGGCUGAAAUGAAACAAAAUGUAUUGCCCUCCUAUAGUGAUUCAAGUGGAAAUACACUCUUUCUUGCCGCAUCUUCAGAAACGUUCGGUAUUUGUCGUAUGCCAGAACAGCUUAUUGACACAUAUCAUAUGCAACGUAAUACUACAAACUAUGAUAAUGGUAACUGCUAUCAGAAAUUCGAAAGUAUGACCGUCAAAAGCAAGCUAGUUCUAUGUGUCAGUCCAACUGUACAAGUUACAAACAGAAACAAGUCCGUUUUUGGUGGUUUGCAACAUCUGUAUCUCUCUUAUAUGCUAGGAACAAAGAUAGCCGUUACUCCAGUUCAUACUGAAGAAGAAAUGGAGUUGUAUCUGUUAUUACGAAGAAAUAAUCCUUCGCUUGCAAAUCAAGUGUUCUCUGAAAAAACAUGGCAAGAUUUCACCAUCUUAUGGUCUCAGCAGUGUAAUGAUGGCAAGAAAAAAAAUAUUUUUUACAAAACACCAGAAAAUCUACGUCAUUACUUUAAUCAAAGAGAGGAUCAAAGCAGAUAUCUCAACUCAGUAAUUUUAAACAAAGAAAGAGUUGACUCUGCUUCUACCUUGAUUAAAGAAUCAUACGAAAAAAGACCACUCGAAGAAGCUAAUCGUUUCCUCCUAUUACCAGGACAAACAAUCAUGCCAAAUAUUCAAAACUCAAAAGAAAUACAUCAACAAGAUAACGCUUCGUCGACAUCCAAACCUCUUCCUAAAAUUAUGCCAUCUCAAUACAUCUAUGCACAAAACUCCAAUAUGCCUCCCAAUUUUAACUAUUCUAUGCACCCAAAUAACAUGUUUCCAUCUCGCCUACCUCAAAAUCUUAUGCUUCAAAACCUUAUGUCUCAAAACCUUAUGUCUCAAAACCCUAUGCCUCAUAACCCUAUGUCUCAAAACCUUAUGUCUCAAAAUCCUAUGCCUCAUAACCCUAUGCCUCAUAACCCUAUGCCUCAUAACCCUAUGCCUCAUAACCCUAUGCCUCAAAACCCUAUGCCUCAAAACCCUAUGCCUCAAAACCUUAUGAAUCUACCUUUAAGCCCAUCACAUACAACGUCACGAAAACAUCGACUCCUUUAUUCCAAUACACCACCACCCACUGUAAUGUGUGAAUCAAACCCUAAGCGAAAAAAAACAAGAACAUGUGCACUUUGCCAUAGCAAUAUCUGCCCCGGAAGCUCUAAAAGAAAAUAUUGUACAUAUAAGCCUCAAUAAAGUAUCUAAUUCAUCUCUUAAAUUCAAUUAUUUGUCGACGAUCCGACUUUUAAAUUUUUCUAGGAGGGCCUACCGGCCCUCUCCUCAACAUUUUAAUUAAUUUUUUUCCAACUACAGACAU
Molecule: messenger RNA, 2035 nt
Organism: Mucor mucedo
Lineage: Eukaryota; Fungi; Mucoromycota; Mucoromycetes; Mucorales; Mucoraceae
Exons: 2
Coding region: 67-1914 (615 amino acids)
Source: RefSeq, a predicted model, not a curated record